Molecule: messenger RNA, 428 nt
Organism: Hibiscus syriacus
Lineage: Eukaryota; Viridiplantae; Streptophyta; Magnoliopsida; Malvales; Malvaceae
Product: cysteine proteinase inhibitor A-like
Exons: 1
Coding region: 18-428 (136 amino acids)
Molecular function (GO): cysteine-type endopeptidase inhibitor activity
Source: RefSeq, a predicted model, not a curated record
GUUUAGUUCACGCCCAAAUGCAAAACCCCAAUUUUCGACAACCCCUUUUAUUUUCGAUAGCAAUCCAAAUUCUCUUCUUCAACAAUUUCUCCACUGAAUCAACCUUCUGUUCUGAACCAAUGGCGACAACCACCACUUUGGGAGGAGUCUGCCCUUCCCAUGGAUCCCAAAAGAGCUCCGAGCUCGAAAACCUUGCUCGCUUUGCUGACGACGAGCACAACAAGAAAGAAAACGUGAUGGUCAAGUUCGUGAGAGUUGUGAAAGCAAGCGAGCAAGUGGUGGCUGGGAUGCUUCACUAUUUGACGGUGGAAGCUAUCGACGCCGGUAAAAAGAAGCUUUAUGAGGCCAAAAUUUGGGUUAAGCCUUGGGUGGACUUUAAAGAAUUGCAGGAGUUUAAACAUGCUAGAGAUGCUGAUUAUUCCUCUUGA